UUCUGAGAAAGUUCAGCUCUUCUUCAUCUACAGAAGCUCCUCAGACUCCUCCUGCACUGACAGCCAUGGUUGUCAGUGGAGCUCUGAGAGUGCUCCUGCUCUGUCUUCUCUCUCCCCGUCUGAGAGGGGCUGAAGUUCAGUACGUGAAUGACGGCAAUCUUGCUCAGAUAGUCCAUUACCUCCAGAACAAUUACAGUCCAGGUGAAGGACGUCAGUUUGCAGUUGCCGUCAACAUCCCAGCUCAGCUCUGUACUGGAAAAUUCCUAAUGCAGAACUUUACGAAUGCUCUUAAUGCUUCUAAGUCCAAUGUUGUAAAAAAUGCCAUGACAGGACCUAACCGGACUUAUGUUGGGGAAAGGCUGAUUGGUGCAACACUGAAAGAUGAUGGAACCAAAAACAGAACCAACUUCCACUCUGAGUACCUUCUGCUGAUGAGACCAAACCCAGCACACUCCCACAUGAAGAUUCUGCUGGACAGAGAUCAAAGCGGCUGUGCUAUUUUCUACACCUAUAAUUCCCCCUGUAAGAAUACCUGCUUAAAUGAGAAAAGUGACCGCUGCAUUAUAAAUAACCUCAUAAUGUUUAAAGGGCACCCAGGUCCAACAGCUUUCGUCUAUCAUAAACUAUUUGAGAAUGAUAAUAGAAAUAUAACGAGAAAGUUUGAAGACAUAGACAUCCGUGUGCCCCUCUAUCGCUGUAACUCCUCUAGGUCUUCUGACUCUUGUCGUCGUUGUUUUGAAGGAAGUAACCUUGGAUAUUGCCGAAACAACUCCACUGAAUUAAGAUGAAUUACAAUCACACACACACACACACACACACCAUACACACACACACACACACACACACACAUUCACUGAGAGAGGUUUACUCUUCUGCUGUUGUUCUCGCUCUCGUUGCUCUGUAAUCAGCUCUAAUCAUCACCA
Colossoma macropomum (tambaqui) is the source of this 923-nucleotide messenger RNA. RefSeq lists its product as uncharacterized. The transcript is spliced from 3 exons. Bases 66 to 788 code for a protein of 240 amino acids. The record is from RefSeq and is a predicted model, not a curated record. Lineage: Eukaryota; Metazoa; Chordata; Actinopteri; Characiformes; Serrasalmidae.